UUGGCGUCGCCGCACAUCGCCGCAGGUGCGAUACCGUGCCCCGAACCACGCGACCCCGACCCUCCCCCACCCUUGUCCCUGCUCCACAGAUCUAACUCCUCUUUCUUUCUUCUUUCUCUGGUGGCGAGCUCCUUGUGCGGGCGGCAUGGUUGUCACCGACGAGCUCCUUGGGGUGGACUCCAUGUAGCAUGAACGGGGGGUCGACGCCGUCGAGCUCCUUGGGCCAGCACCAUGGUCGUCCACCACUUUCCUUCUCGUCCUCCUCCGGCCACGGUCAUGGCGUACUCGCAGCUCCACGGCAACACGGCCGUGCUACAACCAGUGAUCGGCCAUGCUACAACCGACGACUGGAUGUGUUACAAGGGAGGCGACGGUGAUUUGUGGCGGCGACGUCGGUGCUGCGAUUUUGCUGGAGCCGGCACCAGGAAAGAUACCACCAGCGACGGAUUUGCUACAACCAGUGGGGGUCAUCCCACGGCGGUGGUGACCACGGCCCGACGGUGGUGCUGCAACCAUUGUAAGCUACGCGGUUGUACCAUUUUGAUUCUGCAACCGACGACGAGGAUGGCCGGCUGCCAUCGGAGCUGCGGCCGCCGCACCAGAGCUGCGGCCAUCUCCAUGGGGAGCUGCAACCGUGGGAGCAGGCUGCUGCAUGCAUGAAGCCGGCGACGACAACCGACAGCGACGACGGUGAUCAGCGGUGAGGGCGACGACGGCUACCGGCGACGAGCGCAACAACGACCAGAGAACAUGUGAGUUGUGCUUCGAGGCCGAGGGCAUCGCGCAAUGUUGGUUUGACUUUUCGGUUUGUAUCUAUGCGGGCGAGUGGUGAACGAGGACGAAGAUUAGGUUGUAAUCGAACGGUUGUUUGCAGGCAUAUCGGACGGCUCCGGACAGACCGGCCCAAACAUGGGCCGGUGCACCGGCGCAGAUUAGUGCCCAUACUAUUUGGGGCUUUAUGUGCCAUUCUUAGUACUUCCACAAACCAGCACACCCCCCUCAAUCGCUUCAUUCAUUUAAAGGUUAUCCUUCUUAUUUUUUGGGAAGCUUCCUUCUGGCCCGGUUUUGGAAGCUUGUGAGCCGUAUGUUUUCAUUUCUAUUGUUUUAUCCGGGUUUUUUUAGUUUGUACUUUUUUGUAUUCCUUUUUCUGUUGUCUUUUUCAG
Molecule: messenger RNA, 1163 nt
Organism: Triticum dicoccoides
Lineage: Eukaryota; Viridiplantae; Streptophyta; Magnoliopsida; Poales; Poaceae
Exons: 2
Coding region: 232-660 (142 amino acids)
Source: RefSeq, a predicted model, not a curated record